AUGGAGGAUGAAUUCAAUGUAACAUAUGUAACUCUUGCAGGGUAUGUGCAAGUGGACGAAUACAGAUUUCUUUAUUUUGUGAUUAUGUUGACAGUAUAUAUUCUAAUACUCUGCAGUAAUUGUACUAUUGUGUACCUUAUCUGGAUUCACCAAAGCCUCCACGAGCCUAUGUACAUUUUUAUUGCAGCUUUGUUAUUGAACUCUGUACUUUUCUGCACUGCUAUCUACCCAAAGCUGUUGAUUGAUGUUUUAUCUGAUAAACAAAUCAUAUCUUAUUCAGCCUGUCUCUUUCAAUUCCAUAUGUUUUACUCUGUAGGCGGUUCAGAAUUCUUACUGUUGGCAGCCAUGUCCUAUGACAGGUAUGUUUCUAUAUGUAAACCUCUGCAAUAUCCAACCAUCAUGAACAAAACUACUGUCUGUAUUUUCUUGGUUUUAGCCUGGAUUCUGCCUGCCUCUCAGGUUGCAGUGCCAGCUGCACUGAGUGCUAAUCAAAAACUCUGUAGCUUUAUUUUAAAAGCAAUUUUUUGCAACAAUACAGUUUAUAAACUUCAAUGUGUGGUCUCAAGAGCUCAAAUAAUAUAUGAUAUGGUAGUUUUGCUAAAUGUUGCACUUCUUCCUGUUCUUUUCAUACUUUUUACGUACACAAGGAUAUUUUUAAUAACCUAUCGAAGUAGUAGAGAAGUCAGGAAAAAAGCUGUACAGACCUGUUUACCCCAUCUGAUAGUUUUAAUCAACUUCUCCUGUUUGUGUGCAUAUGAUGUCAUCACAGUUCGACUGGAAUCUGACUUUCCAAUAACUGUACGUUUAAUAAUGACUUUACAAAUAGUAAUGUAUCAUCCUCUCUUUAAUCCAAUCAUGUAUGGACUAAAAAUGAGAGAAAUUUCUAAACACCUGAAGAAGCUGUUCUGUCCAGCCAAAACGAUCUGA
Molecule: messenger RNA, 927 nt
Organism: Micropterus dolomieu (smallmouth bass)
Lineage: Eukaryota; Metazoa; Chordata; Actinopteri; Centrarchiformes; Centrarchidae
Product: olfactory receptor 6N2-like
Exons: 1
Coding region: 1-927 (308 amino acids)
Biological process (GO): G protein-coupled receptor signaling pathway
Cellular component (GO): membrane
Molecular function (GO): olfactory receptor activity; G protein-coupled receptor activity
Source: RefSeq, a predicted model, not a curated record